AUGUUGCUACUGACUAUUUUGAUAGUUUUAACAGCAAAGGAAGACGUCUUAUCAGAUUAUUCUUUUCCUGUUUAUACGACUGAGAGAUGUCCAAGAGACAAAAGUGAAUGGGAUGCUGCCUCUACCAGACUACAUUGCAAUGAUUCACAUGGAUACCACUGCGUCCCUGAUAAGACAUUCACAUCUCUUAUAGAGUUUUGUUACCCCGACGGAAAAUUUAAACGUUUCCAGAAAGGUAAUUGUCUUGAGCUUGCUUACACUGGUAUUUUGAACCAUGUCAAGUGCAAAAAUUUCUCUUUUGGUUGUCCUGAUCAAGACUACAACAGCAACGAGCUCUAUAACUAUCCAGCUUGUUUGAAUAUACUUGAGAACUGUUUCAUAGCGGAUAUCAGUUGUCUUAAGCUACGAACUGAUAGAAAAAAACAAAGAGCAAUGAAACAGGGUAGACAAGAUGAAUGCCUUUGCACUGGCUAUAUUGCGGCAUUUUCCGUUUUAUCAAUAUUGACCAUUAUGUGCGUUCUUGUCAAAAUAAUUCAUUUCUGCUACAACAAACAACAAAAACAGAAAAAAAAGCAAAACUUGACUUAUGAAGAAAAUCCACUUCUUAAGAGGAGAAUAAACUCAGAAAGUGAAAACAUGAGAUCGGAUCAUUUAAACAUGGAAGGUAUCUAUAUGUACAUCGUUUAUUUUUGCUUGAUAAAACUGAACAAAGGAGAAAAAUAUAUGGACAAACUCUCAUUGAAGAGAGAUCAUGGCAUUGCAACUCAAGGGGGAUCAAUCACCAUACUUAAAACAAUUUUAAAAACUGAUCCAGAAGCAAGACUUCAAAACGAAAGUCACCAGGGUCAAAAUGCACUGCAUUUUGCUAUAAGAUAUAAGCGAAAAGAUAUGAGCGAAUAUCUUAUUACACAACACGGGAAAACAUUUAUAAAAAGCACGGAUGGAGUAGAUCAAUCAAGUUCAAUGGAAGAAAACAAAAAUGCGUCUAUUAGGACGGGUAAAUUUGAGCCAUUUCACUGGAUUGCAUGGAAUGGAGAUUUAAGGAUCCUUGAAGUUUUGAAGGAAGCUUAUGUUGAUUUGACGAAGUUAACAAAGAAUGGUCUAGGCAUUUUAGACAUUGCAUGCAUGAAAAAGGAAAAUGAUUUCUGUAGACAUGUUAUAGAAAAUGAAAAAGAAAUUGAUAUAGAAAAGGUGGAUGCAAGUGGUUGGAACAUUGCUCAUUAUGCUGCAAUGUCUAAUAAUGUGGAGGUUAUGCAACUUCUGAAAAACAAACACGAACAACUGCUCAAAUCCAAAACUAACGGGA
Saccostrea cuccullata (small rock oyster) is the source of this 1306-nucleotide messenger RNA. RefSeq lists its product as uncharacterized. The transcript is spliced from 8 exons. Lineage: Eukaryota; Metazoa; Mollusca; Bivalvia; Ostreida; Ostreidae. The annotation marks the transcript as partial. The record is from RefSeq and is a predicted model, not a curated record. Gene Ontology annotation, molecular function: protein binding.